This is a messenger RNA of Triplophysa dalaica, 456 nucleotides long. It is a transcript of the gene fam163ab, whose product is annotated as family with sequence similarity 163 member Ab. Lineage: Eukaryota; Metazoa; Chordata; Actinopteri; Cypriniformes; Nemacheilidae. Bases 1 to 456 code for a protein of 151 amino acids. The transcript has 2 exons. The record is from RefSeq and is a predicted model, not a curated record.
AUGACAGCUGGAACUGUUGUUAUAACCGGGGGAAUUCUUGCAACGGUGAUACUCCUCUGUAUCAUUGUAGUACUCUGUUACUGUCGACUUCAGUAUUACUGCUGUACGAAGAAUGGAUCGGAUACAGACAAUGUAUGCCCUCGACCCCAGUUUGCCUGCAACACUUGCAGCACACUCAGGGUGGACGGGGGUGGGUCGACCACGGCCUCCCUGUCACCUGAACCCACCCCGCCACAGAGCUUCUGCCCUGCCUGCUCCCCCUACAAAUCCCCCUUUUAUAUUCGCACCAUGGAUGAAACAUGCAGUGGAGGGGAAAGGAUCACCUAUAUGCCUGCCCACUAUGACAGCCCCUCAUUUUCUCUCACUCUUCCAUCUAUUCCCUGCAGUGCAACUUUGAGCAACCGAAUCCGACCGGAAAUCUGUUUUAACAUGCGUGGCAUCAGUACUGAUGUUUGA